AUGUCGCGGGGAAGAUCUGAUGGGAGCCCAAAGAAACGUUUGGUCACCUCAGUUCUAGUUUUGGUGGCCAUUUGUGGUCUCCUGUAUUUGUAUUCUAAAAGAAAUGGUUCCUCUGCGCUGGAGUAUGGCAGUAAAAUAAGAAAAUUCGGCUCUACUUACUUGGGCGUGGAUGAAGAUGUUGAGGAGUCACCUUCCAGACUUGGUGAAGAUGAAGAGGAUGGUAUUAUAUUGAAGAGCAUACCGGUUUGUGAUGAUAGACAUUCAGAACUCAUUCCUUGCUUAGACAGAAACCUUAUUUACGAAACAAGAUUGAAGUUGGAUCUGUCUGUGAUGGAGCAUUACGAGAGACACUGCCCACUGCCUGAAAGGCGAUAUAAUUGUUUGAUUCCACCUCCACCUGGAUAUAAGAUCCCAAUCAAGUGGCCUAAAAGCAGAGACGAGGUGUGGAAAGCAAAUAUACCUCACACGCAUCUUGCAACUGAGAAGUCUGACCAAAAGUGGAUGGUUGUCAAAGGUGAAAAGAUUGGAUUUCCUGGAGGAGGUACUCACUUCCAUUAUGGAGCUGACAAGUACAUUGCAUCAAUGGCUAAUAUGCUCAACUUUCCUAAGAACAUUUUAAAUAAUGGAGGAAAGGUCAGGACAGUCCUUGAUGUUGGCUGUGGUGUUGCUAGUUUCGGAGGAUACCUGCUUUCUUCAGAUAUUAUUGCAAUGUCCUUGGCACCUAAUGAUGUUCAUCAAAAUCAAAUCCAGUUUGCAUUAGAGAGAGGGAUUCCUGCAUACCUUGGUGUUUUGGGGACCAAGAGACUCCCUUAUCCUAGUAGAUCUUUUGAACUGGCACAUUGUUCUCGCUGUAGGAUUGAUUGGCUUCAAAGGGAUGGGAUACUUCUCCUUGAGUUGGAUAGGGUACUGAGACCAGGAGGUUAUUUUGCCUACUCGUCUCCUGAAGCCUAUGCACAGGAUGAAGAGGACCUGAGAAUAUGGAAAGCGAUGAGUGAGCUUGUGGAACGGAUGUGUUGGAAAAUAGCUGCUAAAAGGAACCAAACUGUUAUUUGGGUCAAGCCAUUGACUAAUGACUGUUACAUGGAAAGAGCGCCUGGUACUCGACCACCCCUCUGCAGAUCAGAUGAUGAUCCAGAUGCUGUCUGGAAUGUGAAAAUGGAGGCUUGUAUCACACCAUACUCUGACCAAAACCAUAGAGCAAGAGGAAGUGGUUUGGCUCCUUGGCCUGCUCGAUUGACUUCACCACCUCCCCGUCUUGGUGAUUUCAGCUAUUCUAAUGAUAUAUUUGAAAAGGACAUGGAAGUUUGGCAGCAAAGAGUUGACAGUUACUGGAAUCUUUUGAGCCCAAAGAUCAAUUCUGACACACUGAGGAAUGUGAUGGACAUGAAGGCAAACUUGGGUUCAUUUGCAGCUGCUUUGAAGAACAAAGAUGUUUGGGUUAUGAAUGUGGUGCCAGAAGACGGACCCAACACACUUAAAAUAAUAUAUGACAGAGGGCUGAUAGGCACAGUACACAGUUGGUGUGAAGCUUUCUCAACCUACCCACGAACCUAUGAUCUGCUUCAUGCAUGGACUGUCUUCGCUGAUAUUGAAAGGAAAGGAUGCAGUGGCAUAGAUUUGUUGAUUGAGAUGGAUCGCAUCCUCCGGCCCAAAGGUUUUGUUAUUUUCCGUGACAAGCGGAAGGUGGUGGAGUUCAUAAACAAAUAUAUGAAGGCAUUACACUGGGAAGCAGUGGCCACUGCUGAUGCCGAGGGAGGCUCUGAACAAGAUGAUGACGUAGUGUUUAUCGUCCAGAAAAAGAUUUGGCGUACAAGCGAGAGCUUUAGGAAUGUAGAAUAG
Molecule: messenger RNA, 1839 nt
Organism: Prunus armeniaca (apricot)
Lineage: Eukaryota; Viridiplantae; Streptophyta; Magnoliopsida; Rosales; Rosaceae
Source: the annotation of a GenBank genome assembly